AUGGACGGAAUGAACGGCAAUGCGCCAGGCGAUGGCGCUCCUCAGAUCGACCUCUACGGUAUUCUCGGAGUCUCCAAGACCGCCUCGAAGAAUGAGAUCAAGAAAGCCUACCACAAGGCUGCAAUGAAGAAUCAUCCAGACAAAGUCGCUCCAGAAGACCGCGAAGAGUCAGAACAGCGGUUCAAGGCAGCUGGUCAGGCCUACGAAAUUCUAUUUGAUGACCAGAAAAGGGCCAUGUACGACCAACAUGGCAUGGCUGCCUUCGAAGGCGGCGGCCCUGGUGCUGGAGACGUCAACAUGGAAGACAUCCUCAAUAUGUUCGGCAUGGGCGGCGGCAUACCCGGUAUGGGCGGUGCCUUCGGCGGAAUGGGCGGAGGUCGUCAAAGAGCGAGGAAAUCGCCCGACGAGAACCAGAAAUACGAAGUUUCGCUAGAAGAUCUCUACAAGGGCAAGACGGUCAAGUUCAGUUCGACCAAGCAGGUCCUCUGCUCAAAAUGCAGUGGGAGCGGCGGCAAAGACGGCGCAAAGGCUCAACAAUGCGCGACCUGCAAGGGCCAGGGUGUGCGGCAAGUAGUCAGCCAGGUUGGGCCCAUGCUGACUCAGAGAGUUGUCCCUUGUGGGGCCUGUGAGGGUACGGGUGAGAUCUGGGAUGCGAAGGAUAAAUGCAAAAAGUGCAAGGGCAAGAAGACGACCGAGGAGAAGAAGCAGCUCGAAUUAUAUAUUCCACCUGGAUCCAAGGAAGGCGACCAGAUUCGGCUCGAGGGCGAAGCAGAUCAGGUCCCGGGAACAGAGUCGACGGGAGACAUUGUGUUCCAUCUUGUUGAGUUACCUGACGACAACUUCCAGCGCACCGGCAAUGAUUUGAGCGCGAAGCUGGACGUGACACUGGCUGAGGCUCUGUUUGGCUUCAACCGCGUCGUCAUCAAGCAUCUUGAUGGACGAGGCAUCGAAAUGACUCAUCCCUACGAAGAUGGCAAGGUCCUCCGCCCGCAGGACGUGAUCAAGAUCCCAGGAGAAGGCAUGCCUAUCAAGCGAUCCGAGGCCAAGGGUGAUUUGUACCUAAUCGUCGAGGUUGAGUUCCCCGAGGAUGGCUUCUUUACAGACCCCGCCACCAUCGAGUCUAUGAAGAAGAUGUUGCCUGGACCUGCACCGGCUAUUGAGGCUGAUGUUGUGGACCCGGUCGAGUAUGAGGAGGCUGACAUAGAAGAUAUUGGCGGCGAAGAGGGUCGCGGUCAGUGGGAGGACGAAGAAGAAGCCAGGGUGCUCAAUGCCAGACACAGUAGGGUUGUUGAGUAUGGAUUGUGGGAGACGAGGAUAUGA
Cyphellophora attinorum is the source of this 1320-nucleotide messenger RNA. RefSeq lists its product as uncharacterized. NCBI's taxonomy places the organism in Eukaryota, Fungi, Ascomycota, Eurotiomycetes, Chaetothyriales, Cyphellophoraceae. Gene Ontology annotation, cellular component: cytoplasm. The record is from RefSeq and is a predicted model, not a curated record. The transcript has a single exon. Gene Ontology annotation, biological process: protein refolding. Gene Ontology annotation, molecular function: Hsp70 protein binding. The coding region runs from base 1 to 1320 and encodes 439 amino acids.